Molecule: messenger RNA, 1824 nt
Organism: Aspergillus candidus
Lineage: Eukaryota; Fungi; Ascomycota; Eurotiomycetes; Eurotiales; Aspergillaceae
Product: cytochrome c oxidase assembly protein CtaG/Cox11-domain-containing protein
Exons: 8
Coding region: 1-1824 (607 amino acids)
Biological process (GO): DNA replication
Cellular component (GO): mitochondrial inner membrane
Molecular function (GO): ATP hydrolysis activity; DNA binding; copper ion binding
Source: RefSeq, a predicted model, not a curated record
AUGCUACAUCGAUUAACCUCUUUGUGGAGUCGCCUUCCGCAACAGGGACUUGGUUCCCGGAUCCCGCCAUCAUGCCCUAGCACGACAUUCUUUGGACUAGGGAGGAGGUCUUUCAGUCACAAUUCGUUCCUCGGACGGAAUGCGUCCUCUGCGCCGUUCAAUACACCUCAAUCUAAGCAGCGCAAUGCGUCCACGAUGUACUACGCAGCGAGUAUGAUCCUGGGCACGGUGGCCCUCGCAUAUGGCUCUGUUCCUCUGUACAAAAUGAUCUGCCAACAAACCGGAUGGGGCGGCCAGCCUAUCCUGACUCACCGUGGAGGCGACGGAGAUGCCUCCGAGCGCGUUGUCCCCGUCACCGACUCUCGCCGGCUCCGGAUCACAUUCAAUGGAUCAGUCUCGGACGUAUUACCCUGGAAGUUCACCCCACAGCAGCGUGAAGUCCGAGUGCUGCCCGGAGAGACGGCUCUCGCGUUCUACACAGCGACCAACAAGGGACCCGCAGAUAUCAUCGGUAUCGCUACAUACAGUGUGACUCCGGGACAGGUUGCUCCGUACUUUAGCAAAAUCCAGUGCUUCUGUUUCGAAGAGCAGAAGUUGAAUGCGGGAGAGUCCGUGGAUAUGCCGGUGUUCUUCUUCAUUGACCCUGAUUUUGCCAGGGACCCGGCAAUGAAGGGCAUCGAUACCAUCACGCUUUCGUACACAUUUUUCAGUAAGAUCAUACAGAUGUUCCCGUCCGGGCUGGUUCUCAAAAUGGCGCUCCUGGUUGAUAAGCUGCGGCCACGCUCGCUUGACGCGCUUUCAUACCACCCCGAACUCUCUGAUCGGUUGAAGUCGCUGGCCCAAAGCGGCGACUUCCCCCAUCUCCUCGUGUACGGACCGUCAGGAGCAGGAAAAAAGACACGGGUGAUCGCGACACUGAAAGAAUUGUACGGGCCCGGCGUGGAAAAGAUCAAGAUCGACGCGCGAGUGUUCCAAACGACCAGCAACCGCAAACUCGAGUUCAACAUCGUUUCCUCCGUCUACCACCUCGAGAUCACGCCGUCGGACGUCGGGCACUACGACCGCGUCGUGGUGCAGGAGCUGCUGAAGGAGAUCGCCCAGACGCAGCAGGUCGACCUGUCAGCGAAACAGCGGUUCAAGGUCGUGGUCAUCAACGAGGCUGACCAUUUGACCCGUGAUGCGCAGGCGGCGCUGCGUCGGACGAUGGAGAAGUACAGUCCUAACCUGCGGUUGAUCCUGCUGGCCAAUAGCACCUCGAAUAUCAUUGCGCCUAUCCGCUCCCGUACCCUGCUGGUCAGGGUGGCCGCGCCUACGGAGGAGGAUAUUUGCUCUGUUUUGAGCGCGGCUGGGCGGCGAGAGGGCUGGAACGAGGCGAGUGAGCUCAAUAAGCGGAUCGCCAAGGACUGUGGGCGGAAUCUUCGGCGCGCUUUGCUUAUGUUUGAGGCUAUUCAUGCUCAGAGUGAAAAAGUGACAGAUAGUACGCCGAUUCCGCCUCCAGACUGGGAGGUUUUGAUCUCUGUGAUCGCGGACGAAAUUCUCGCUGAGCGGUCUCCGGCACAGAUUCUGCUGGUCCGCUCACGGUUGUAUGAUCUGUUGACUCAUUGUAUACCGCCAACGACAAUUCUCAAGACCCUCACCUUCAAGCUAAUCGCUAAGGUCGACGAUGCCUUAAAACCCGAGGUGAUCCAAUGGUCUGCUUUUUACGAGCAUAGAGUCAAGCAAGGCAGUAAAGUGAUUUUCCACCUAGAGGCAUUUGUCGCGAAAUUCAUGCGCAUCUACGAAAGGUUCGUCAUCUCAUUAGAAAUGUCACUGAACUGCUUAUGA